Colletotrichum karsti is the source of this 1701-nucleotide messenger RNA. RefSeq lists its product as uncharacterized. The coding region runs from base 1 to 1701 and encodes 566 amino acids. NCBI's taxonomy places the organism in Eukaryota, Fungi, Ascomycota, Sordariomycetes, Glomerellales, Glomerellaceae. The record is from RefSeq and is a predicted model, not a curated record. The transcript has a single exon.
AUGAUCGAGAAGCCUCCCAUCCGGAUCGGAAAUGUCUCCGGCGCAACAGGAGACCACCCGCACGCCAUGGCGCGCAUGGUGCGCUCCGGCAACGUCCAGAUCAUCACCGGUGACUGGCUCUCGGAGAUGAACAUCGCCUGGAACGCAAUCACCAAGCGCGACGUCGACCCAAACCUCGGAUACGAGAACGGCUUCUACGAGCAGCUUGAAGACUGCAUCGAUGAUAUAAUGGCCAAGGAUAUCAGGGUAGUGACCAACGCUGGCGCCCUCAACACCACUGCCCUUUUCGAUAAGAUCAAGGCGUUGUGCAGACGGAAAGGAUACCCAGAGAGCGUCGUCGCGGCGGUUUUGGGCGAUGAUGUGUCGGGUCUGCUCGAGGAUACGACGAGAAGCAAGGACUUGACCUUCCCGCACCUCGAUCAUCCCGAAGUUACCCUGAACGACUGGGGCUUCAAACCGUGCUGCGGGAAUGCGUACAUCGGCUGCUGGGGCAUCGUCGAGGCUUUGAGAGCUGGCGCCCGCAUCGUAGUCGCUGGAAGGUGUACGGAUGCUUCGCCAGUCAUGGGCGCCGCCGCGUGGUACUAUGGAUGGCAGAAAGACCAAUACCAGGAACUUGCCGGGGCGUUGUUAGCGGCGCAUCUCAUUGAGUGCGGGCCGUACGUUGUCGGAGCAAACUUCUCCGGGUUCAAGGAGUUUCUUCCCGAAUUGGUUGACCUCGCGUUUCCAAUUGCCGAAAUCAGUCGCGAUGGCGAGUGCGUUAUCAGCAAGACGGCAGAAGGAGGCGGCCAUGUCACUCAACACACAGUGACGGCACAGCUCCUCUAUGAGCUGCAAGGCCACCUCUAUCUGAACCCAGAUGUCGUGGGAGACUUGUCCAAUGUCCAGGUCGAACAACAGACUGGUUUUGGCGAAGAUCGUGUGCGAGUCUGGGGCGUAAGGGGCCUGCCUCCCCCGCCAACGACCAAGGUCAUGUUUGCUGCAGAAGGUGGUUACCAAGCCGAAGCCACGUUCUACAUCAACGGACUAGAUGUCAACGAGAAGGUAUCCAUGAUGAAGAACCAAUUGACUUACAUGUUCAGAGACAGCAACUUCAGCCGACUCAGCAUGGAGCAAUAUGGCACCCAAGUAUCAAACCCGAGCUCCCAGCAAGCAGGAACCGUACAGCUGCGAGUCUUUGCGCAGGCGCGGAGGAAAGAAGACAUAGCGGCGAUGAAGUUCAAGAUCCCGAUAUAUGCCGUGCGAAUGCAGAGUUAUCCGGGCUAUCAUAUGUCCCUCGACUUUCGCACCAUGGAUCCGAAGCCUUUCAUGGAGAUGUUCCCAGCGUUGAUACCACAAUCAGUCAUCGACCAUCGCGUCUUGCUGGGCACUGGCAAGCUGAUAUCGGUUGAUGCACCUCAAAACACUUCCGAGUACAAGGUUCUUCGGCCGUCUUCCGAAACUGCGAACCCAAUAGACCUCGUGUCUUUGGGACCAACCGAGUUCGCACCUCUGGGCAGCGUCGUCCAUGCUCGUUCCGGUGACAAAGCCGAUAACUCGAAUGUUGGCUUCUUUGUGCGGAACAACGAUGAGUAUCCGUGGCUGCGGACCUUGUUGACAGUCUCAAAGCUGAAGCAGCUGCUGGGUGAUGACUGGCAUAAGAACAAUCCCAACAGGCGAGUGGAACGAGUUGAGUUCCCCGGCAUCAACGCCGUUCACUUGUGA